Molecule: messenger RNA, 2701 nt
Organism: Podarcis raffonei (Aeolian wall lizard)
Lineage: Eukaryota; Metazoa; Chordata; Lepidosauria; Squamata; Lacertidae
Gene: TARS1
Product: threonyl-tRNA synthetase 1
Exons: 19
Coding region: 201-2339 (712 amino acids)
Biological process (GO): threonyl-tRNA aminoacylation
Cellular component (GO): cytoplasm
Molecular function (GO): threonine-tRNA ligase activity; ATP binding
Source: RefSeq, a predicted model, not a curated record
CAUCCUUCGCGCUCCGCCCCGCCCCGCGCCCCGGCCUGGGCGGGCCUGGGAAGCACGUUUGCGGCGCGUUGCAUCAGCUGCCGGGGCCUGCGCGACUGAAGCCAGCCCGGUUGAGUUCGCUGGCUGCCGCUGCUAUUGGGCUCCUCGCCGCUUCGGAGGGAAGAACCGGCUCAGCCUGUGCAAGGAAGGAAGGAAGGAAGAUGGAGACGGCGGCAGAUGAACAGAUCAUUGCUGGGGGAGAGAAGAAGAAAGAACCAGGAAAGAAGAAGAACAAGGAGGGAACUGGUGAUGGUGGGUGCUUGGAGCUGAGUCAGUUGCCUGACUACAUCAACCCGCGACUAGAAAUGUAUCAUAAACUGAAAGCAGAACAUGACGCGCUUAUGGCAGAACGAGCUGCUAAAGAAAGCCGACCCAUUAAAGUUACCUUACCUGACGGCAAGCAAGUUGAUGCUGAAUCCUGGAAGACAACGCCAUACCAAAUUGCCUGUGGAAUCAGUCAAGGUUUGGCCGACAACACUGUUAUUGCUCGAGUGAACAAAAUGGUUUGGGAUCUAGAUCGUCCUUUGGAGGCAGACUGCUCCUUGGAACUGCUAAAGUUUGAUGAGGAUGAAGCAAAAGCGGUGUAUUGGCACUCAAGUGCCCAUAUAAUGGGUGAAGCCAUGGAAAAAGUAUAUGGUGGCUGCUUGUGUUAUGGCCCGCCGAUAGAGAAUGGGUUUUAUUAUGACAUGUUCCUUGAAGAUGGGGGUGUCUCUAGCAAUGACUUUCCUGGUCUAGAAGCAUUAUGCAAGAAAAUUAUGAAAGAGAAGCAACCCUUUGAGCGACUGGAAAUUAAGAAGGAAACCUUGCUUGAAAUGUUUAAGUACAAUAAGUUCAAGUGUCGGAUCUUGAAUGAAAAAGUCAACACUCCAACUACUACUGUAUACAGGUGUGGCCCUUUGAUCGAUCUCUGCAGAGGACCUCAUGUCAGGCAUACUGGUAAAAUAAAGGCAUUAAAAAUACAUAAGAAUUCCUCUACAUAUUGGGAAGGGAAGUCUGAUAUGGAAAGCCUGCAGAGAAUUUAUGGAAUUUCAUUCCCAGAUCCAAAAAUGCUGAAAGAAUGGGAGAAGUUCCAAGAGGAGGCGAAAAACAGAGACCACAGAAAAAUUGGGCGGGAUCAAGAACUGUUUUUCUUCCAUGAACUCAGUCCUGGGAGCUGUUUUUUCUUACCAAAAGGAGCAUACAUCUAUAAUACGCUGAUAGCAUUUAUUCGGAGUGAAUACCGAAAGCGAGGAUUCCAGGAAGUUGUGACACCAAACGUCUACAACAGCAAGCUCUGGGUGACUUCAGGGCACUGGCAGCAUUACAGUGACAACAUGUUUUCCUUUGAGGUGGAAAAAGAGAUCUUUGCUCUGAAGCCGAUGAACUGCCCUGGACAUUGCCUCAUGUUUGAUCACCGGCCCAGAUCCUGGAGGGAGCUGCCACUGCGACUGGCUGACUUUGGCGUUCUCCACCGCAACGAGCUGUCAGGAACGCUGACAGGCCUCACCAGAGUGAGGCGCUUCCAGCAGGACGACGCUCACAUCUUCUGUGCCAUGGAGCAGAUUGAAGGGGAGAUAAAGAGCUGUCUGGAGUUCUUGCGUGCCGUAUAUGACGUGUUCGGCUUCUCCUUCAAACUCAAUCUCUCCACCCGUCCUGAAAAAUACCUUGGAGACAUUGAAGUGUGGAAUCAAGCUGAAAAGCAACUUGAAAAUAGCCUGAAUGAAUUUGGUGAGAAGUGGGAACUGAACCCCGGAGACGGAGCUUUCUAUGGGCCAAAGAUUGACAUUCAGAUUAAAGACGCCAUUGGCCGGUACCAUCAGUGUGCUACAAUCCAGUUGGAUUUCCAGCUGCCAAUAAGAUUCAAUCUCACCUAUGUGAGUCAUGAUGGCACUGACAAGAAACGGCCAGUGAUUAUCCACCGUGCUAUCUUGGGAUCUGUGGAGAGGAUGAUUGCUAUCCUGACAGAAAACUAUGGAGGCAAAUGGCCGCUCUGGUUAUCUCCUCAGCAGGUGAUGGUGGUGCCAGUUGGACCAACACUUGAUGAAUAUGCCCAAAAGGUGAAGCAGCAGUUCCAUGAUGUUGGCUUAAUGGCAGACGUUGAUGUGGACGCUGGUUGCACCCUGAACAAGAAGAUAAGAAAUGCUCAGCUUGCACAGUACAACUUCAUUUUGGUUGUUGGUGAAAAGGAAAAGGCCAGUGGGACAGUGAACAUCCGCACCAGAGACAACAAAGUGCAUGGUGAACGCACCGUGGCUGAGACGGUGGAGAGGCUGCUGCAGCUGAAGGACUUGCGCUGCAAAAACGCUGAAGAAGAAUUUUAGCCAAGCCCUCCUUUUCCACAUUUUUUCCCUUCCCCCAUAGCAGUUAACCUUUCUGGAUUUAGCAAUGUUUGCUCUGUACUGUAUUUGAUAAGAGAUCUUUGUCAAAAGAACCAAAACACCCACUUGCUUUCGUAUGUUCAGAAAUUAAGUUUGUAAGUCCAUUUUGUAUAAAUGUGGGCAACUGCCUUGAUUAGCCUCUGCAAACUCCCAAGUCUGUGGAGCUUGAAGAAGCUAAAACUGAAAGGGACAAUGGAUUAAUCAGGGAUUAAAAUGCCACUGGUAGCAACCCUCUGAUAAUUUAUCCUCUUCGUGAAAUAAAUUUGUAUUUCAGCAAGAUUGAGUAAAAUGGUGUGCUUCUUGAA